This is a messenger RNA of Cataglyphis hispanica, 1485 nucleotides long. RefSeq names its product syntaxin-18 (gene Syx18). The record is from RefSeq and is a predicted model, not a curated record. The transcript has 2 exons. Gene Ontology annotation, cellular component: SNARE complex; endoplasmic reticulum. The coding region runs from base 160 to 1131 and encodes 323 amino acids. Gene Ontology annotation, biological process: retrograde vesicle-mediated transport, Golgi to endoplasmic reticulum. NCBI's taxonomy places the organism in Eukaryota, Metazoa, Arthropoda, Insecta, Hymenoptera, Formicidae.
UGGACAGUUGGUUCACAAUACGAUGAUAAGAGUAAUGAGUCUCUGGAACUAAAUAUUGUGGAUAAAUAUAAUGCUUUCUUGGCUGAUCUUCAACCGGCCGACAAUGAUUGUGUAUAGAGUAUAGCAUUAAAUUCUAUAAGCACUCCACGAGAAAUCACCAUGGAUGUGAGCGCAUUAUUCAAGGCCAGUGUAAGGACGGUGAACUCGCGCAACAAAGAUCUCGGCACCCUGGCUGGUACACCACCGAGGAAAACCAUAACCAAGAGUACCUUCUGCGUGAAGGCGCACGCGGUCGUCAUGCAGAUCUCGAAGCUGCGCGACUUCUUGCUGGAGAACCGUAAAGCCUACCUAAACUUCUCUAACUACUUGUCGACCGCACCGCGUAUGACAGACGUGGAACGUGAUGAGAUCGACAUAGGAGGGCAACGGAUAAUGAGUACCUGCUCACAGCUGGUUAAGGAUCUCAAAAGGGAGAUCGCGAUGUCCGCGGAAGAUUUGUCGCGGCAAAACAUUGAACAUCGCGAGAUCAUGCUGCUGCUGAUAGAGGAUUAUUUGAAGAAUGUCUGUCACAUUUACUCAGAGCAGAAAGCUAUGCGGGUGAAGAGGGCCGUAGAGAUGCAGAAAAUCGCCAAAUUACAGACGGAUCUUAAACCCGAUCGAUCAGAGAUUAGGAAAUCAUUAUUGAACACGACGGAGAAAUCCGUGGAUGAUCGUGAAACUAAAAGUCAUUCGAAUGAAUCGAGUCCAAUGAAGAUACAAGAGAUCAACGAGGACGUUACUACGUUGACGUACGAAGAAGAACCAUCAGCUGAAGAUAUUCAGAUGUUCGAGUCGGAGAACGAGCAAUUGUAUAAUGAACUAAAUAAUGUGACGGAGGAAGUUAAACAGAUAGAAAGCAAAGUGGUUCACAUUGCCGAGCUUCAGGAAAUCUUUACGGAGAAGGUUCUAGAUCAAGACAAGGAUCUGGACAGAUUAAUGACGACAGUGGUUGGAUCUACAGAGAACGUGAAAGAGGCCAACGAUCAGAUACGACAAGCGAUUCAACGAAACGCUGGUCUCAGAGUGUGGAUCCUCUUUUUCCUUCUGGUGAUGUCGUUCUCACUAUUGUUCCUCGACUGGUAUAAUCCAUAAAAGUUAAUUGAUCUUAAUUGCUACUAUAUGCGAGAAAGAAAAGAAUAAUUACUUAUAAUAAACAUUUGGUACAAUCUGUAAAAUACAUAAAUCUUUAAUUAUUAGUCUGUAAUUAUUUUUAAUUAGUGGAAUUAUAUAUUAAAUUUUAUGGAUUGUAUCAAUUAGCAGUAAUUAUCUUUUUGUAAGUGUAACAAAACAAGGGACGAAAAUUGAAAAGUUAGUAGGAUCUAAAAAGAGAGAAAUAACACAUGUCUCCCAAAAUAUCUGUGGCUGUAUUUUAUCUCCUCAAACAUCAUUGUACAUAAGCUACAAUUAACUUAUUAGUAAUAAAAUUUGUAUAAUAUAUAUAUAUAU